UGUGUGACCACAGCCUUUAUUUUCUAAAAAAUAAUAAUCGUAAACCCACGGCCAAAACCUGUCGCUUCCAAAACGAUUGAGCCACGUGACGGUAACGCCCGAAAGUUCAAGGAAGCUCACCCAGAAGCGCGACGACAAAUGACAACGGGACCCCACUUCUCCAGCCUCCGCUAUAUAAACCGCAACCUCUGAAACAAAAUUUUCAAACCAAACGCUUAAAAUUCCCUCGAAACCCAAAUCACGUGACGGCGUCUCGGUCCGAACAAGACAAGAUGCUGCUCAACCCGGCGUGCGAGGCGGCGGCGCUGGACAGCAUCCGGCACCACCUCCUGGACGAGCCGGCGGCGGCGAGCGCGGCGCCGCGGCCGGUGUACCGCCGCAGCACGAGCUUCGGCAGCCUGGUGGCGGACCAGUGGAGCGAGUCCCUCCCGUUCCGCCCCGACGACGCCGACGACAUGGUCGUCUUCGGCGCGCUCCGGGACGCCUUCUCCCGGGGCUGGCUCCCCGACGGCUCCUUCGCCGCCGUCAAGCCCGAGCCCCCAGCGUCCCCGGACUCCCCCUACGAGUUCGGCUCCUGCCUCGGCGGCCGCGGCCUCCCCGUGUCGCCCGAGGAGGAGGAGCCCGAGACGCCGACGGCCGGGGCGGCGUCGGCCGCGAUGACGCCCGGGGGCAGUGAGGAGGCCGCGGCGGUGGGCAGGGGGAAGCACUACCGCGGGGUGAGGCAGCGGCCGUGGGGCAAGUUCGCCGCGGAGAUCCGGGACCCCGCCAAGAACGGUGCGCGCGUGUGGCUCGGCACCUACGACAGCGCCGAGGACGCCGCCGUGGCGUACGACCGCGCCGCCUACCGCAUGCGCGGAUCCCGCGCGCUCCUCAACUUCCCGCUCCGCAUCGGCUCCGAGAUCGCCGCCGCGGCCGCGGCCGCUGCCACCGCCCCCGCCCCCGCCGUAGGAGAGAAGCGGCCGUCAGCCGAGCCAGCUGCGAGCUCCGACUCUUCCUCCCCUUUGUCGUCCUCCUCCUCGUCCGGGACUCCCAAGCGGAGGAAGAGAGGCGAGGCCGCGGCCGCGACCAUGGCCAUGGCUCUGGUGCCGCCCACGCCGGCGCAGCCUCCCGUCCAGCUGACCCUCCCGGUCCACCCGUGGUUCGCCGCCGGCCCAGCCCAGCAGCUAGUGAGCUAAGUGGUGAUGCACUGAUGUUAGAGUAUCAGUCGAUCUUCCUCGCGAGAAAAUUUGCUGCUUGAUGAAUCGAUCCGAGUGCAAGAACAGAGCAGCAAGACGCUGCGCAUCCAACACGCACACUGCUCCAAGAACUGCGUGGCAUGGAACCUGUCGCCCGAUGGGGUUGCUCAAGUGAAACCAAGAAACAAGAAAAAAGAUGCUGUCUUGUGAGAAACUUGUAACGUAGAAUCAGGAGUGUCGUAUUGCUGCCUGCGUCAUCGCGUUGGCAUUGGGAUUGGUUGAAACCGGAAGCUUCUCUGUGAGAGGCUGCUGACCCUGGUGCGAAUUCGCAUCACCAGCACUUCUAGAACGGAUAUUAUUCUUUGUUCUUUGGUUGGAGUAUUGUUCAAAGUGAUCCCUGUCAAAACUGUCAGAUGCUA
Molecule: messenger RNA, 1594 nt
Organism: Panicum hallii
Lineage: Eukaryota; Viridiplantae; Streptophyta; Magnoliopsida; Poales; Poaceae
Product: ethylene-responsive transcription factor 2-like
Exons: 1
Coding region: 273-1175 (300 amino acids)
Biological process (GO): ethylene-activated signaling pathway; regulation of DNA-templated transcription
Molecular function (GO): DNA binding; DNA-binding transcription factor activity
Source: RefSeq, a predicted model, not a curated record